GUGCGGCGCGGGCGCAGGUACAGGGACGCGCCCGCGUCGCGCGCGCGCGCGCCCGCGUCGAAUGGCGACGGCGACGACGCGAAUCGCGACGGCGACGACGCGAAUCGCGACGAAAGGCGCGCGCGCGCGUCGAAUCGCGACGGCGACGACGCGAAUCGCGAGGGCGACGACGCGAAUCGCGACGGCGCGGGCGUCGCGGGCGCGCGCGCGGGGCCGCACGGGCGCGCGCUCGUCUCGAGCGGGCACGGCGACGCGGACGCGCUGCUGGGCGGCGGCCACGCGCUCGGGUCGCUCGCGGCGUGCGCGAGCGACGGCGCGAGCGCGCACGCGGAGGCGCUGUUCGGCGCGUGCUUCGUCGCGGAGGGCGCGGCGACGGCGCGGCAUCGAACGUGCUGGGUGCGCGCGGGACGGGAGGGGCGGGCGGAGGCGACGCGGACGCUGCCGAGACGCGUCGUCGAGCGAGAGGGGGAGAGCGCGACGACGACGGACGAUCGGGCGAGCGAGGCGAGCGAGGCGAGCGAUGGGUUGCGAAUCGCGUGGCAGUAUCGACGAUACCUGAGAGAGGGAAGGAACUUGGACGAUUCCGGCGUCGGCGCGGCGCGCGCGACGACGACGGCGAGGACGACGAAGAAACGGAAUUUGCGCGCGCCGGACGUGUGCCAGACGUACGAUUGGACGAGGGAGGAGGAUGAGGCGACGCUGCGGGACGCGGACGUUUCGUUCGAACGCUUCGGCGGCGAUGAGGGCGACGGCGAGGGCGAGACGGACGCGUGGGCGCGAUGUUUUGAGUUCGUGGAGACGUUCGUGCGCGGGUUGAGGGAUGAGGAGGUCGGGCGCGUGUUGGUGCAGCCGGAGACGCCGCGAGACGAAGGCGAGUGGGCCGCGUGCGCGAGGCUCGCGCGCGCGCUCAAGGGGUUGGUGCGCGAAACGAACGUCGCGUGCGUGAUGAUUCUUCCUCUCGCGCUCGCGCCGGCGCGAUGGGGCGCGAUGAUUCGUCACGUCGCGGAUUGCGCGAUCGACGUGCAGCCGCUCGAAGGUCCGACGAGUGAGAUCGAGUCGCUGUUACCCGAGCCGCACCUGUGCGUCGGGCUCGUCGCCGUUCGCAAACUUCAAUUUCAAGGCGGCGUGGUGUCGCCGUUGACGCGCAUGGAUCGCGUGUAUGCGUUACAGAUGCGGAGAAAGCGCAUGGCGAUCAAACCGCUGCAGAUUCGUCCGGAGGAGGAAAGGAAAAAGAGUGGCGGCGAGUCGGCGUGCGGCGCCGUCGAAGGCGUCGGUCUGGACGACUUUUAG
Molecule: messenger RNA, 1290 nt
Organism: Ostreococcus lucimarinus CCE9901
Lineage: Eukaryota; Viridiplantae; Chlorophyta; Mamiellophyceae; Mamiellales; Bathycoccaceae
Exons: 1
Biological process (GO): tRNA wobble uridine modification
Cellular component (GO): transcription elongation factor complex; cytoplasm; elongator holoenzyme complex
Source: RefSeq, a predicted model, not a curated record